AUACUCCUCUCAGAUUUAAAGAUGAUAUCUCGUGUUAAAAACGGUUUAUUGUUGAGCAGGCUAACGUUUAUCAAUAUAAUGAUAAUAAUUAUAACUAUUUUAUUAUUUUUGUUUACGUCAAUGACUAAGUAUGCUGUGAUUUCUUUAAAAAAAAGUAAAAUCAUAUAACUGAUAAUGUUAUAUUAAACACACCUGAUCUGCUCAACAGAACACAUGUUCUAUUCUAUUCUAUUCUAUUCUAUUAUAACAUUCUUUGUAUUAUAACAACAACACCUGUUACUUAAUUAACUGUGAAGAAACUGCAUCAGUCCAAAUAAACAAAAAACAUACAAACAAAUAACACAUUUAUUUUAAGUAUUCAAAGAGUGACACCUAGCGAUGUAGUUCAUCAACAUCAUAGGAAUAAUAAUAAUUUAGUUUCUGUUGCUGCCUAGCUGUGAAUCAUGGUGCAAAAUUAGAUAUAAAUAACGCACGAAUGUGGCGAAGCUGUUUGAAUUUUGUAGCCCGGGAAAAAUGCCGCUGUCCGUUAUAAUGUAACGCGCAAGGAUUAUACCGGCGUCACAACGACUAGUUAAACUCAUGUCUGUCGCUAAUAUAAAACGUGUACAUACAUCGUUCCAGUGCAAAUUCCUGUGGUUGUGGAAGUCUGUAAAAUGAAGCCCAACGUCUGGAAUAUAAACGAGCUUUUGAACAUCCCCUCAUCUUCUGGAGGGAUUAAAACUGGUAAAGGGGCUGGAAACAAUGACUUCUCCAGACUGACUGACUCCCAGGUUCUGUUGAGCUCUCAAUUUUGGCCUGAAAGUUCACAUAGCUUUUCUCAAGAUAUGAGUGGCCAGAGCGGGGGCUCUCAGAAAAACUCACAAGAGAUGAAGAAAACAACGGUGUCUAGUAGUUACAGUUCGAAGCCUUUUUUGUUUGAUGGUAAAUUUCCAAACUUCACUGGUGGUAAAGCAGCAGGCACGUUGGACAGAUUUGUUGAGGAGAAGAGAAGCGCCACAGAAAAACAUGAAAGAGAAAAUCUCACUCGUGGAAUUCUACAGUUGCAGGAUUCUCUGGAAAGUAUCAGAGAGACAUUGUUAAAUCGCAUUGAGGGAAGUAAUGACACAUCCAGAAAAGUAUUAUUAGAGAAAAUGGAUAACUUUUCAAAAACAAUUGAGGAUUUUUUAAACAAUGUAAGAGAGGGUAUAACAUGUCAAUUUGAGACUAUGCAGAGCCAAACACAAAUUGUGAUGGAGGAUAGGGAAGCAAAGAUUAGUCUGGCUACAAAAGACUUAAACUCAAACAUCCGUAACCUGCAAGGGGAUCUGGAGCAUCUGAAAGUAGUGCAGAGCAAGGAGCAAGGAAUGCUGGGAGACAUUCUGUCGCAGCUUGGCACUUUGAUUGCUAUUCACAAUCCGACAGCAGCACCUAGCCCUGCAAGAAUGAUUGAUAGUGAAGUCCAGACAUCCCCUGGACUGUUAGAGAGGUUCUGUGUCAUGUCGGCUGAAAAACACGAAGCCCUGAUGCUGUGUCCACUUAAAACACCUAAAGCACAAAACAAAAAUACACACGUCCUGCAUGUGCAGGGGCAGCAGCAAGUCAAACAAACAGAAGUCAGGUCAAAGUUUUUCAGAACAAUCCCACUUGUUGAUGCUCAAUCCAUUUCAUCCUUGGAGGAUCCUAGAAAUGAGUAUUUAGAAAGACCUCUUGUUCAAAUAGAACCAGAAAAACCUUUGCAUGCUAUUGAAAACAUACAGAGAAUGUCCACUGAUGCUCUGCCACCACCAAAGAUCCUCAGAAGACGCCAAAAGGCUGUGAAUUACAGGGGGAAAAAGAGAGCCUUGGUUCUUCCACAAAGACAGUCAACGAGACAAAAAGGGGCUUUGAAGCUCAACAGUCAGCAGAACGAAGACCUUAAAGGUGAACAAAUAGACAUUGCACCUCCUUCUUCUGUUUGUGACAGCAUUAAAAUGACCAACAAAUCUGUUGCUGAGAAUAAUUUAAAACCUCAACCGCAAAUCACUGUAGCCCCAGUCAGUAUGUGUGAAGCUGACAGACCACUAAACCCCUUCAGUAUGUGGUCUCAAGACACAAAUAACCCUCAAAUGAUUGUGGAAUACAAGAUGACCAAGUGGGAAACAAUGGUGCCUGAACCUGUGGUCAGUGUCGCAGACGGAGAGGAUGGCCUGUGGCAGCUCUUUGAAUUAAAUAAUGACUCAGAAUAAGUUGCUAAAUAUUUGUUCACUGCAAGCAAUUCAGAUCUUAUUAGUAUGUUCAGUUACUCAUGUAUGAGCUGUGAUAGUCUGUCCUGUUUCUAACAGCUAUCUUGUAUGUUUGGGAACAAUGUGUGCUUGUGUUAUGGUUUUGAAAAUAUUUUUGUGUAACAUCAAAAUUUCUAUGUAGCAUCCUAGUUUAAUAAAAUGUAUCAACUGCUCAAA
Triplophysa dalaica is the source of this 2417-nucleotide messenger RNA. RefSeq lists its product as uncharacterized. The coding region runs from base 654 to 2204 and encodes 516 amino acids. Gene Ontology annotation, biological process: meiotic DNA double-strand break formation; homologous chromosome pairing at meiosis; DNA recombination. Gene Ontology annotation, cellular component: condensed nuclear chromosome. The record is from RefSeq and is a predicted model, not a curated record. The transcript is spliced from 8 exons. NCBI's taxonomy places the organism in Eukaryota, Metazoa, Chordata, Actinopteri, Cypriniformes, Nemacheilidae.